AACAAAUACGAGAGUUGGAGAACAAAUUUGGUUAUUUGGAAAUUCAAAAGAAACCCUUGUGCAAAACCUGAAACUGUUAGAUUAUGGUAAUCCACCUCCGCUAUUAUAUAGGAGCACUCUUGUUUGAUCAAAAAUCUUUCCACCAUCUGUCAAAAUUAUUCUCAAAACCUAACAGUGCUAUCUUCAUCUUCAUCUUCAUCUUCUUCUCCUUCUACAAUGGAAAACGAACUUCCGAUUAGUAGACGUUUCUUCAAAGUCAUGGUGCCUGGUUUCCAUGCAAAACUUCCAAUUCCACCAGAUUUUUGUUUGAAGCUAAAAGGGGAAAAAUCAGAAAAAGGGACUUUAAAACAUGGAAAGGGUACAUGGAAUGUAGAAAUUGGUCGAUCGAAGAAUGGGGUUAUGUGGUUUGAUAAGGGUUGGGAACAAUUUGUGCAAAAUUAUAACCUAAGAAUUGGAGACUUUGCUGUGUUUGAGCACUUGGGUAAUAUGAAUUUCAGUGUUAGCCUUCUUGAUUCUACUGGUUGUGACAAAAAGUAUUUGAUGUUGGAAGAUGGUAAACAACAACAACAAGUACCUUCCCAGGUGAAAUCUCCAGAGUGCAGAAUAGAGAAAAGGAAACCCGAGGGAGAUGUACUGCUCCACCAAUACGUGAAAGGAAGUUCUGAGUUUACGGCAAGAAUAAAAGAAUAUAACGUCAGAAAACGUUCUCCUUAUUUGCAUAUACCCACGGAAUUUUGUCAUUCAAAUGCACUCCUUCAGAAUACAAUCAUAACGUUAACAGGUCCAUCGGGUAUAUCAUGUCCUGUGAGUCUAAGAAUUUGCUCUGGUGGGAAGACUUUAUAUGUCAUUAUGACAACAGGCUGGCGUAACUUCUUUUUAAGCAACAAGCUAAAAGUAGGAGAUGUUUGCAUCUUCCAAAUUGAUCGCACAAAUAGCGACUCAAAAUCCAUUACAAUGAAUGUCCGUGUCAUGUAGGCUGUACCUUGUAAACUUAAUUUCAUUAGGUAAAGGUUCAUUAAUUGGCUGAUCAGCAAUGAGUUGUACUGCUAGCUGCUGCAGAGAAAAUAGGCGCAGCACGUGUUAUCCCUAGCGAAAAAAUGAGCAUGAAAGCUGCAAUGUCACUGAGAUUUCCCAAGAAGCAGCUCUUCAGGGAGAAGAAAGCUCUAUUUUUGUGGAGAGAAUAUACUAGCUCUUGCUACCGAAAUCUGGCAGUAAAGAAAUGCUGAGGUUUUCCCCUGUCUUGACAGUGUAGUACUUUGGCUACAGCCUGUGAGUUAUGAUAUACUCAUUUGGCGUUGUACAUUUGUUUAAAGGGGUGUAUCCCCAGAUUAUUUUAUUGUAUUUUGAAACGUAAUGAAUAUCUUGGGCAUUCUUCCCAAGUCAAUUAAUAGUAUUUUUCAUAUUUUUUCGUUCCUUU
Molecule: messenger RNA, 1417 nt
Organism: Nicotiana attenuata
Lineage: Eukaryota; Viridiplantae; Streptophyta; Magnoliopsida; Solanales; Solanaceae
Product: B3 domain-containing protein REM8-like
Exons: 4
Coding region: 217-975 (252 amino acids)
Molecular function (GO): DNA binding
Source: RefSeq, a predicted model, not a curated record